This is a messenger RNA of Aspergillus candidus, 2768 nucleotides long. RefSeq names its product protein slx4 (gene slx4). Gene Ontology annotation, biological process: DNA replication; DNA repair. Lineage: Eukaryota; Fungi; Ascomycota; Eurotiomycetes; Eurotiales; Aspergillaceae. The record is from RefSeq and is a predicted model, not a curated record. Gene Ontology annotation, molecular function: 5'-flap endonuclease activity. Gene Ontology annotation, cellular component: nucleus; Slx1-Slx4 complex. The transcript has 2 exons. Bases 121 to 2667 code for a protein of 848 amino acids.
GGGUCUCCCGCCAACUGAAUAAUCACAGCAUACGAUAUACGAGUCUCUUUCGCUUUACACGACCAGUGCUAUCGGUGGCCGAUCGUCGAAUCACAUCAUGAUCGAUCGUGACCCGCCAACAUGAGCGCCGCCACCGACGUUAUCGUUGUCUCCUCUUCUCCAGAACGCAUGCCCUGUCGCACACCAAGCGGGCCUCCAGCUUAUGAUCCCGAGCGCUUAUUCGGGCUCUCUCCCCGAGAGUAUUCCUCGCCUUCCGUACAGUCGCCAUCGGAACUAUUCCGAGUCGAAUUGCAGUCUAGAUCUUUCAGCACCAAAAACCAGGCGGAUGGCGCGCAACCCGACGCAAACGAAACUUCUCGAGAAACAGCGAACGCCGGGAAAGCGAAUGAAUCUGGACGGAAAACAAAAUCGAAGCCACAGGGGGUAGGGGAAAAGCGGAGGGGAAGGAAACCGAAAGUCACCCGCGACGAACCGGAUGCGCCUGCUGAGGUGGAGUCAUCUGUUGCCGAGAUCAAUGUGAAAACGUCGGAAGCGAACACUAGCACGAAGAAGAAGCGAUCCGUGGGCUCUAAAAAGCAAACCAAAUCGGCAAAUAAGACCCUUACUGGAAGAAUCGCGAAGUCUGGUACUGUGACUACGAUAGAACCGUCGAAGGCGGACUGUUGUCCAUCGACUCCAAAAUCCUCAUCGGAGCAGAGAGUCGUCGAGGGAACAGACGAUUGGCAAAAUGAUGGACUGCAGCUGGAACCAGCUAUGAAACGGCGGUUAGACUGGACUCCGGUCAAGAAUACGACAAAGAGCGCUAGCGAAACCGUUGUUGAGUUAGAAGAGGUGUCCCAUUCGGCCAAAAAUUCUGGCUUUGGAGGCCUACUCUCUGGCUAUGGGUUCAAUGGGGUCUCGGAUACAUCCAGGGAUACCCCUAACGUGGCUGAAGAGGCCGGACCGACCAAGCGGCGCCGGAUAGAGCUUGUGGAUUCAAGAUGCCAUCUUACGGCCCUUCACGCAUCGAACACUACUAGUGAUAAUACACCUACCGAAAGUGAAACACAACCUUCGAAGACGCAGAAACCCGAAAGGAAACGCAAAACGAGACCCAAGAAGAUAACUACGCUCACAGGCCGUGUCACAGCUCUUUAUAAUAACAGUGUUACUGACAGCGUUACUGAAUCUACCGACUCCGCAUCCCAAGCAACACUGGAUUCCGGGGAGGGCGCAGUGGCAACGAAACAGAAUAGAGCCAAGUCUAAACGAAAGGGGAAAGCGAAUUCGCAACCUCAGGAACCUCAAUUUAUUGUUCUGUCGCCGGAGGCGGCUGCUAAGACUAUCGAGGACCAGGACCUUGUCUUUGGUACCUGUAGUCAGUUGGAGAGGGAAGAGUCGCCACAAACGCUACGGGAGAUGCAGGCUGCAAUUCACGAGUCGGAGAGGAGUAUGGCUACAGAUCUCUCACAAGAGUCGAGGCCUGGUUCGUUGUUCAAUAGGAUGACUCGAUUCAACAACACAAAAAGCCUGUGGUCUAUCGCAGCUAGGGACAGUGAAGGAUCACUUGUCCAAGCAGAAGUUUUGGAUAUGGUGGAUAUGCCUGCUAUUUCGAAGAUCGAGAGAGAGAGUAACGAGGAUAAAUGUCCCGAGAAGAACAGCGACGAACAUACAAACGACAACAGCAAACAGCACGCUGUCAUCGAUUUAGAGACUGCCAGACAGGUCCAAGCCACAAAGGUUACUUCUUCUCCUGCGUCAACAACUAUGCCGUUCCAAGAACCGCAGUUCUCGCAAGACAAACCACAACAGACACCCCAACCUCCCGAACCAAACCUUCCAAUGCCGCAAUUCAACGCUUUUACGGAUGCUGAACUCUCAAAGCAAAUCACCACUUACGGCUUCAAGCCACUCAAAAGCCGCAAGAAAAUGCUAGAGCUGCUCCAGAAAUGCUGGGAAUCCAAGCGAGGCCCUCGCUCCAAUGCCGAAGAUAAACAGCCGAAUCCUCCAGCUUCACAAAGCUCCUCGUCCCAGCAACAGGCGCCCAAAAAACGACAGCGGAAGACUAAUACGACCAAAAAGACGAGCGCCACAACCAAGGCGAAGACUCAACCGCGUACUUCGGCCAAACCAGCUACAACCAAUGCCCAGUCUCAAGCAUCAGACCCGAAGGAUAAUAGCCAGCCACUCAACAUGCGCGCAACAACCCCAGAGCCAGUACCACCAAGGCGAUCAUUCAUCGACGUAGAAGAAAUUGAAGACUCCGAAGACGAAGUCAUCCCUUCUCCUCACCGUUUACAAAACCAGUAUACCACCAACGCCACCGAAAACAAGCAACAACAAUCCCUACCCAUCUCACCCCUCCCAACCAGUCCAUCAAAAGCCCACACGGUCUCAUCCACCCAAAACAACAAGACAGAAGCAGCCCCCCCAGAACUGUCCAGUCAAAUCACAGCCGCAGUGCGCGCCCAAACCAGAAUUCUAGGCCACAACAGACGUCUCACCUGGCACGAGAAGAUCCUCAUGUACGAUCCGCUCAUUCUCGAGGACUUCACAGCCUGGCUCAACACAGAAGGACUGGGUCUUGUCAAUGAAGACCGUGAAGUGGGGGCCGGGUUUGUGAGAACCUGGUGCGAGAGUAAGGGGAUUUGCUGCUGUUAUCGGCGGUCAGGUAGUGGGGGGAGAUGAGUGGGUGGGAAGGAGGUUAGCGCUGGUCGUUAAUCUCUCUGUUUUUAUGGUUGGGUUGGGUUGGAUUUGGAUUGUGUUUAUUUUGUACUGCUGUUGGUGUU